CUGUGGCUGAUCAUAACAACAGAUCUACAAAUGCUCUGCGCCAGCCGCGCUCCGCUCACGGACAAACAAGCCCUGCUUAUAGAUCUGCGGAGCGACCUCACGCCCUCCAAAAGCUUUUACAACACGCUCGACCCCUUCUCUGCUCGCUUGUCCUUAGCAUGGACUCGGAGCGUGCGAGUCCCCCCGAGCAGCGCGGCGCCAGCAUGGACCGUGUCGUCUCCUAAGCGCAGGCUCGGUCUCUUCCCUGUCCGGGUGUUCGCAUGGCCGGAGCCUGCUGCAAGUGUCCGGCCUCUCUGUCCGUGUUGAAGCGCUCUCUCUCGGUGGCGCCGCGGGGCUGCGGCUCCGCUCCCCCGCGCUCCCUCCUGCAGGGCUGGAGCAGGCGCGGGGAGAGGGGCCUGCAGGAGGCCGCCAGACCCUGUAGCGCCAUCCGAGCCACGGGCUUCUACCGACAAACGGCCUUUCUUUGUCUCUCCUGCCAGGAGUCGAUGAGCGACAGCCUGCGGACGUGCUACGUGUAUCUGAACCAGACCAGCCGGAGCUUUGCGGCCGUGAUCCAGGCGCUGGAUGGAGAGCUGAGACAUGCAGUUUGCAUCUUCUACCUGGUGCUCCGUGCGCUGGACACAGUUGAGGACGACAUGACCAUCCCCCUGGAGAAGAAGGUGCCCAUGCUUAACAAUUUCCACACGUACCUUUACCAGGAGGAGUGGUGCUUCACCGAGAGUCACGAGAAGGAUCGUCAAGUUCUGGAGGAUUUCCCUACGAUAUCACUGGAAUUUAGAAACCUUGCUCAGGAAUACAGAGACGUCAUCUCGGACAUCUGCCACCGGAUGGGAGUUGGGAUGGCUGAAUUUCUGGAGAAGAAGGUGGGAUCCAUGAAGGAGUGGGACCAGUACUGCCACUACGUUGCCGGUCUCGUCGGCAUCGGUCUGUCCCGGCUCUUCUCUGCCUCCCAGCUGGAGGAUCCAGAAGUGGGACGGGACACGGAGCUGGCAAACUCAAUGGGCCUGUUCCUCCAAAAAACCAACAUCAUCCGCGACUAUCUGGAAGAUACACAGGAGGGACGGGCUUUCUGGCCAAAGGAGGCAUGGAGCCAGUUUGCGAGUCGUCUGGAGGAUCUGGCUCAGCCCGAGAAGCUGGAGUCGGCUCUGUCCUGCCUCAACCUCCUGGUCACCGACGCUCUGUGUCACGUCCCCGACGUCAUCGCCUACCUGUCUCGGCUGCGCAACCAAAGCGUCUUCAAUUUCUGUGCCAUUCCACAAGUGAUGGCAAUAGCUACCCUGUCGACGUGCUACAACAACCCCAUGGUGUUUCAGGGUGUGGUGAAGAUCAGAAAGGGACAGGCUGUCACCCUCAUGAUGGAUGCCACCAACAUGAGAGCUGUGCAGACCAUCAUCGCCCAGUACAGCCAGGAGAUUUUGCAGAAGGUCUCCCUCACCGAUCCGUCGCGGGACAAGACGCUGCACAUCCUGGCUUUGAUCCAAGAGAAAUCGGCCCUCGCGCAACCGGGCCUCGGCUCCAGGAACCACCAUCGGUCUCCUAUGUACCUGUCGGCCGCCAUGCUGCUGGCCGCCCUGAGCUGGCAGUAUCUCAACACCACAGCUGCCCAGGCGCAGGGCACGGGGGACGUGUAGCGACGCUCUUCCUGAAGCUCACAGACUGGAAGAAAAACAAAACACCUCCCCCCCCCCUCUCUCUGGACGUCUUGCUCAUCCUUGGGAAACCCGAGGAGAAUUUUCCCACAUUGGAUUCAGGCGUUGGCUGAUGAAGAACCACAGACUUGUUGAACUUUGGAGUGGUUCUUGUGGCAGCCUGAUCUCAAACGAUUUCUGCCGCGUUGACAUGCGCUCGUCCAUCUUGUGUUUGCCGAAAAAAAAAAAGAAAAAAGGAUGAGUUUAGGAUUUUAGGGAACAGUCGCCAACCUUCAUGAAGUUUAUGUUGAAUUUUUGUCCGAAAGGUUAGUUUUAUGUUUUUAAUUUUAAAUCCUCAUGGUGAGAAAAGACUUGAAAGUAUGUCAGCGUUUGCACUGUUUGAUCACAUGGACAGAUUCCAAUAACCGAUUUAGUACUUCGCUCAGUUUUGACUUUAUUGACAAAUAUGCGGGAAGUAUCUCUCUGCUAAUUUUCUCAGGCCUGAACUGAACAGAAUGAAUAAAAUAAGGUAUUUUCAACAAAAGGAAUUUGUUAGCCAAGUGUCCUUAACAGCUUUGGGGAGUAGAAAGGCUAGCACAGAGUAACCUUGUACAGAACCAAAGGAGAGCUACAAACAUUGCUAUGUAAUGUGACAUUUCAUUUGUACAUAUUUGAAGAAAUAAAGAAGCUAAAGGAUCUGCGUGAAAUCCAAGGGUGUUUGGGCUUCUGUGUUGGCUUGUUUGGGUCAAAGAUGGAGAGCUUUGUUAAAAAUGAAGAUAUUUUAAUAGAUGAAGUCAAAUUUAUGCCAUCUUAAAUGUAAAAAAAUGUCCACAUCUACUACUUUGUUGCACUACCUCUGGUUUUUCUAACUGCUUGAUUAACUCAUGGAUUUAACUAAUGAAAAACUAUCUUUAAUCAAAUCCGAACAUUCUCCUUUAGUAAUUGACAGAUAUGCUAUGUAGGAUUGCAUCUUGACAUUUUCACCCCCAAUUUUCACAAUAAAUCAACAGUUAGAUGAAGAUC
Molecule: messenger RNA, 2651 nt
Organism: Fundulus heteroclitus (mummichog)
Lineage: Eukaryota; Metazoa; Chordata; Actinopteri; Cyprinodontiformes; Fundulidae
Gene: fdft1
Product: farnesyl-diphosphate farnesyltransferase 1
Exons: 7
Coding region: 261-1631 (456 amino acids)
Biological process (GO): farnesyl diphosphate metabolic process; cholesterol biosynthetic process
Cellular component (GO): endoplasmic reticulum membrane
Molecular function (GO): squalene synthase [NAD(P)H] activity
Source: RefSeq, a predicted model, not a curated record